AAACACGUGAGGGUGAAGGAGACGCAUGGGGCAGGGAAACAUGGCUGCCUGCAGCAGAGUGCCCUUGCAGCGGCUGCUGUCCGCCCGCUCCCCGCGGCUGACCUGCAGCAGGCAUGUCCAGGCGGAGACCGCUGCAGCGGCGGCAGCAGCACCGGUAUACCCGCCGGUUUUACCGUCCCGCACCGCGAAGAGUAAGUCCGCUAAGCGGCGGGUUCUGCUGGAGUUCUACGGGCAGCUAAAGGAAGCGGAGCCGCGGGAGAAGAUCCGAGCGCUGACCCGCAUCCCCCACAUGAAGUACGUGGUCUACCCGCAGACGUUCGCUCUGGGCGCGGACCGGUGGUAUCAGCACUUCACCAAAACCGCGUAUCUACCUGGACUUCCAGAGAGACUGGCGGUGAACGCUGACCCGGGUCAGGAGCUGAAGUCUGGGGUAGAUGACUCCACACUGUCCGAGCUGAGCUCCGCGGUGCGCAGUGCUCUCCUGCAGGAGAACUGGUACAUGGAGAAAGGCAGGACUUUCAUUCACAAGCAGCAGAAAAAGUUUACUCUGCCUUUUAUAACCAAUAUAGUGUCUGCUCUUGUCAACUCGCUGGCCAGCAAAAACCCUGUUCUUUCUCUGUCCAGCUUAGAUUUUGAUCCUCAGGUCAACUUUUACUGGGUGAAUGGAGAAAGAACUAUUCCAAGAGGGCACAGGAGGGGUAGAGUUGAACCUCAGAGGUUCCAAAUUGAUGACCAACCUCACAGCCAGAUUAGAAUCCCACAGCAGCUAGCUGAGUUUGUGCCACUUGACUCUCAAAUAUCUGCUGAAGUCCCAGUCAUUCAUCUUGCUCCAGAUCGGCUCCCUGUGUUCAGAAGACAGUAUGACAACAACGUUUACACAGGUGCUAAACUGGAAGACCCAUGCUGCUAUGGUCACACACAGUUCCAUAUUGUCCCCGAUAAGUUCCGCAGGGACAAGCUGAACAACAAAAACAUUGCUGAUCAUACUGAGGUGUUCUUGAGAGCCAAUGCUAUUGCUAGUCUCUUUGCUUGGACAGGAGCACAAGCCAUGUAUCAAGGUUUCUGGAGUGAGCAGGAUGUCAGCAGGCCAUUUGCUUCUCAGGCUGUCAUCACUGAUGGCCAGUACUUCUCCUUCUUCUGCUAUCAGCUCAACACGCUGGCCUUGAGCUCGUUCUCCACUCCGGACAACCUGCGCAAGAACCUGUGCUGGGGCACGGAAAGCCUGCGCCUCUACGAGAAGGUCUCAGACGGAGACGUGGUCGGCUGGGAUGACCGUGUUCUUAGGCUGCUUGUGCAAUUUCUGCUUAACAAGCCACACAAUUAACCAAGAGACAUUGAAGUAUGAAGCGGUUUAACUUUCACUGUUAUCGUCAAUAAAUAUCUUAUAUGCCACA
This is a messenger RNA of Astyanax mexicanus (Mexican tetra), 1394 nucleotides long. RefSeq names its product mitochondrial ribosomal protein S30 (gene mrps30). Lineage: Eukaryota; Metazoa; Chordata; Actinopteri; Characiformes; Acestrorhamphidae. The record is from RefSeq and is a predicted model, not a curated record. The coding region runs from base 26 to 1324 and encodes 432 amino acids. The transcript has 5 exons. Gene Ontology annotation, cellular component: ribosome; mitochondrial large ribosomal subunit; mitochondrion. Gene Ontology annotation, biological process: translation. Gene Ontology annotation, molecular function: structural constituent of ribosome.